Messenger RNA from Pristis pectinata (smalltooth sawfish), 1033 nucleotides. RefSeq names its product troponin I, slow skeletal muscle-like. The coding region runs from base 1 to 762 and encodes 253 amino acids. The transcript is spliced from 8 exons. Gene Ontology annotation, cellular component: troponin complex. Gene Ontology annotation, biological process: muscle contraction. Lineage: Eukaryota; Metazoa; Chordata; Chondrichthyes; Rhinopristiformes; Pristidae. The record is from RefSeq and is a predicted model, not a curated record.
AUGUCACAAAUUCCACCAAUAAUUAUAUUCUGGUUUAUUGAUCAGUACGAAGAAGAAGAAGUUAUCGAGGAAGUGGAAGAGACUGAAGAAGUUUAUGAACCUGAGCCAGAGCCGGAACCCGAACCCGAACCCGAGCCCGAGCCCGAGCCUGAGCCACCAAAACCAGCACCUCCGAAGCGUAUCACUCCUCUCUCACGAUCUCAUCAUGAGGUUUUUGCUAAAAGAAGUAGUAAGAUCUCAGCAUCUCGCAAACUCCACCUGAAGAUCCUUAUGCUUGCUAAAGCCAAGGAAGAUCUGGAAAAAGAAAUAGAGGAACGGAAUGAAGAGAAGGAAAAAUUCCUAGCAGAACGUGUACCUCCUCUCAACCUCAGUGGCCUUUCUAUAACUGACUUGCAAAACUUGUGCAAAGAACUUCAUCAAAGAAUUGAGAUUGUGGAUGAAGAAAGGUACGACAUUGAGUUUAAAGCUGGCAAGAACAGCUAUGAGAUUCAUGAUCUGUCCCUGAAAAUUCUUGAUCUUAGAGGGAAGUUUAAGCGACCUCCUUUGCGUAGGGUCCGUGUUUCAGCUGAUGCUAUGUUGCGUGCUUUGUUGGGAUCCAAGCACAAAGUAUCUAUGGAUCUGAGAGCCAACCUGAAGUCAGUCAAAAAGGAUGAUACAGAAAAGGAACGUAACGUUGAAGUCAGUGACUGGCGUAAGAAUGUGGCAGCCAAGUCAGGCAUGGAGGGCAGAAAGAAGAUGUUUGAUGCUGCCAGUGCCCAGUAAUCCACACGGAAUGUUGCAAGUUUUAUGAAAGCUUAAACCGGUAGCUUUACUUCUAACUCUGCAGUGUUUGGUUUAUCACUUUUCACACAUGUUAAAAUAUUUUGAUUAAUGGUCUUCUUAUUCUCUACCAUCCUAAUGAAUUUCAGGUGCAGUAUUAAACUUCUUGCAUUUUUGGUGAUUAUAAAUAGGAAAUGAUAAACUUUAACAUGAUAUGUUUAAAAUGACUUGCUAUCCUGUAACUAAAAAUGAGCAGUAAAACAAUUCCUUCGAA